Messenger RNA from Hevea brasiliensis (rubber tree), 3650 nucleotides. Its product is annotated as probable LRR receptor-like serine/threonine-protein kinase At1g53430. The transcript has 24 exons. Gene Ontology annotation, molecular function: protein kinase activity; protein binding; ATP binding. The record is from RefSeq and is a predicted model, not a curated record. Gene Ontology annotation, biological process: protein phosphorylation. The coding region runs from base 372 to 3446 and encodes 1024 amino acids. Lineage: Eukaryota; Viridiplantae; Streptophyta; Magnoliopsida; Malpighiales; Euphorbiaceae.
AGAUUCCUCAUUGACGGCCUUUUGAUUUAACUCUUUUUGUCUCAUUGCAGCUUCUUGAUUCAUCCUAGCCGAUUCUCAUUGAACACUUCCUUAUAGUAAUCGGAAAGAAAGAAACAGUUUGUCUUCCUCAUUUUUUUUUACUUCCUUAUUUGGCCAUUUGAUUGACCCCUUCAAAAGAAACCCAUACAACACCACCUUCAUAAAAACCAAACCCUUUUGUCACCUUUAGUCCUCCAACUACUCGUUCCUCUAAAAUUUACUCUUUUCAAGUUUCGCUGCAGUUCUUGUCCUUUUGUUCUUUUUCUAAAGCUCAUUUUUCACUCUCUCUUCUAGUUCUCUGGAAAGCAGUGAGGAGAAGAAGAGGAAAAACCAUGGCGUUUGUAAUUCCUUCAUUCUUGAGGAUUUUAUCUGUUAUUGUUUUCGGGGUUCUGGUUUUGGAUUGCUCUUUUGUCAAGUUGGGAUCUCUGGCUCAAGUUUUGCCUACAGAAGAAGUGGAAAUUCUUCAAACAAUAUUUACAAAAUUGAAGACCUCCUGGAACGUUACCCAAGAUUCUUGCAGUAAACCAGAGUGGAAAUUGAACUUCACAGAUGACCUCGUUUCAAGCAAUGUCACGUGCGACUGUUCAUUUGAAAACGGCAACGUUUGUCACGUCACAAACAUCCUGCUGAAGGCUUUGAACUUGACAGGAGUUUUACCCACUGAAAUAGGGAAACUUACUUUUCUGGUUCAACUUGAUCUCACUCGUAACUAUAUUAAUGGAACAAUCCCUGCAAGUCUUGCUCAGCUCCCUAACCUUCGAAACUUGUCCCUUUUGGCGAACCGUCUCACCAGUUCAAUUCCUCAGGAAAUUGGAAACAUUGCUACUCUGGAGGAACUGGUUCUGGGAGAUAAUCUUCUUGAAGGACCUCUCCCUUCAAACCUUGGAAACUUGAGGAGCUUGAAGAGACUCCUUCUUUCUGCAAACAAUUUUACAGGAGUGAUACCAGAUACAUUUGGCAAUUUAAAGAACUUAACUGACUUUAGGAUAGAUGGGAAUGAACUGUCAGGGAAAAUACCCGAAUUUAUUGGGAACUGGGCCAACAUUGUUCGGUUAGAUUUGCAAGGAACGUCCAUGGAGGGUCCUAUUCCUACUACCAUAUCGCUCUUGACAAACUUAAUUGAAUUGAGAAUAUCCGAUUUGAAUGGAGCAAGUUCAAAUUUCCCUGAUCUCAAGGCUUUGAAAAAAAUUCAGAGACUGAUACUGAGAAAUUGCUUAAUGAUUGGUACAAUCCCAGAAUAUGUUGGAGACAUGACAGAAUUAAAACAAUUGGAUCUUAGUUUCAAUAAGUUGACAGGCCCAAUUCCAGGCACAUUUAAGAGAUUGCAAAAAUUAAAUUACAUGUUUCUGACUAAUAACUCGUUGACUGGAAUACUACCUGACUGGAUAUUGAACAGUAAACAGAACUUGGAUGUAUCUUACAACAAUUUUAUGGGGUCAUUAAUGAUUGGUUGCCAGCAGCCAGAAGUGAACUUAGUUUCUAGUUUUUCACCUUCUGAGAGCAAUGAGAUUUCCUGGUGCUUGAAAAGGGACCUCGCCUGCUCCGGGAAACCUGAAUACCAUUCCUUGUUUAUAAACUGUGGAGGACACAAGAUGACCUUUGAGAAUAAUGAAUAUGAAGAAGAUGUAACUCCAAGUGGGCCAUCUACCUUUAUUUUUGCAGAAAAAUGGGCUUAUAGCAGUACUGGACUUUAUAUGGGCAAUGAUAGUGCUGAAUUCAUAGCAAGAACAAGUUUUGGUUCAAAUGUGACUGGAGCACGAUUGUAUGAAUCUGCCCGCCUAGCUCCUCAAUCACUUAAGUACUAUGGCCUAUGUAUGCGGCAGGGAAGCUAUAAAGUGAAGCUUCACUUUGCUGAAAUUAUGUAUUCCAAUGAUCAAUCAUAUUGCAGCCUUGGGAGGCGCAUAUUUGAUGUAUCAAUUCAAGGAAAUGUAGUUUUGAAGGAUUUCAAUAUUAUGGAGAAAGCUGGAGGAGCUCGUAUUAGUCAUGUUGAGGAAUUUGAUAAUAUUUUGGUUAACGGCAGCUCUACACUAGAGAUACAUUUGUAUUGGUUGGGCAAAGGUACUACUGCAAUUCCAACAAGAAGUGUCUAUGGACCUCUCAUAUCAGCAAUUACGGUGACACCAAACUUCAAGGUUGAUGACGGAGGGUUGUUAGUCGCAGCGAUUAUCGGCAUUGUAGCUACUUCAUGCUUUGUUGUUGUGCUGAUCUUGUUAGUCCUCCGACGGAAAGGUUAUUUAGGGGUGAAGGACCUUGAAGAUAAAGAAUUUCGUGGACUAGAUCUCCAAACUGGUUAUUUCAGUCUAAGACAAAUUAAACAAGCUACCAACAGUUUUGAUGUGGCAAAUCAGAUUGGAGAGGGAGGAUUUGGGCCAGUGUACAAGGGAGUGCUGCCAGAUGGUACAAUAAUUGCUGUUAAGCAGCUGUCUUCAAAAUCGAAGCAAGGGAACCGUGAAUUUGUGAACGAAAUAGGCAUGAUAUCUGCCUUACAACAUCCUAACCUUGUGAGGCUGUAUGGCUGCUGCAUUGAAGGAAACCAACUGUUGUUAGUCUAUGAAUACUUGGAAAAUAACAGUCUUGCUCGUGCACUUUUUGGUCGUGAGGAACAACGACUUGAAAUGGAUUGGCCAACAAGAAAGAAAAUACUGUUGGGUAUUGCAAAGGGAUUAGCUUAUCUCCAUGAGGAGUCUAGGCUGAAAAUCGUACACAGAGACAUAAAAGCUACCAAUGUGCUUCUUGAUAAGGAUUUAAAUGCUAAGAUAUCAGACUUUGGCUUAGCCAAGCUUGAUGAAGAAGAAAACACUCAUAUCAGCACACGGAUAGCUGGAACAGUAGGUUAUAUGGCUCCAGAAUAUGCAAUGAGGGGUUACUUGACAGAUAAAGCAGAUGUUUACAGCUUUGGAGUUGUUGGUCUGGAGAUUGUAAGCGGGAAGAGCAACACCAACUACAGACCAAAGGAGGAGUUUGUUUAUCUUCUUGAUUGGGCUUAUGUGCUGCAAGAGCAAGGAAACCUUCUGGAACUUGUGGAUCCAAAUCUAGGAUCAAACUACUCAAAGCAAGAGGCAAUGAGUAUACUUAACCUGGCUUUAUUGUGCACCAACCCAUCACCCACAUUAAGGCCAUCAAUGUCUUCUGUAGUGAGCAUGGUGGAAGGCGAAAUUCCAGUCCAAGCUCUGAUAAUCAAGCGCGGUUCCAUGGACCAGGAUGCAAGGUUUAAAGCCUUUGAGAUUCUAUCACAUGACAGCCAAACUCACAUUCCCAUGUUCUCUCAGGAUAGUCAGGAUCAAAGAGGCGUGUCAACUGAUGGACCAUGGUUAGAUUCCUCAAUUUCUUCCCCAAGUAAUGAUGAGUCACGAGAGCAUUCAUCAAGCCGGCUUCUUAAGGAUCUUUAUGAUGUUAAAUUGGAGUAAUCAAAGCAGGAUUGAUAAAAUAGUAACUAUAUAUAUAAAUAAGUCUUGGUUGAUCCAGGAGAAAUAGUUUUGAUUAGUGUGUAUAGCUUCUUCCUUGUCCAAGUUUAACUUUAUUAGCCCUUCAACAUGUAAAUGAAAACCACCACCUUCUUGUGGUGAAACUUUCCCUAGAGUAAUCCAAACAUCAAGAAAUUGGUAGACAAA